Aplysia californica (California sea hare) is the source of this 3499-nucleotide messenger RNA. RefSeq names its product putative protein TPRXL. NCBI's taxonomy places the organism in Eukaryota, Metazoa, Mollusca, Gastropoda, Aplysiida, Aplysiidae. Gene Ontology annotation, molecular function: nucleic acid binding; zinc ion binding. The coding region runs from base 1012 to 2022 and encodes 336 amino acids. The record is from RefSeq and is a predicted model, not a curated record. The transcript has a single exon.
CUUUCAUCCUUCCCCGAGCUGACCGGGGAAUAAAAUAAAAAUAGUUGGCUGUCCCAUCAACAGGGGGUGUAACCCCCCCGCUGGUGGGAUACCACUCGUACAUCACUAGCUCUCUGACGUAGGGGUGGCAUCUUUUGUCCGCUCUUGCUAUGUCUUCUAUCCAUCUAGGUCCGGUCCAGCAAAGAAUAGACACCAAACCCCCGCAACGCGGGGCACCCCGUUGACCGUGGGGUGCGACCCGUACGACCGGAGAAGGGGACCCAGGUGGCUGAGGUGUGGCUUUCCUCACCAACACGCCACUUUGUCCCUGGAUUCGGUCUAGACGGGCGGUUGCAGUGGCCUACUGCACUCAAUCGGUUGCGACCGGUUCAUAGAACCGAUUUUGGCCAAUCUUGGUUAGAAGGCAAGAUUUCUUGCCGUCUGAUUGGGAGUAUACCUCCAGGGUAGCCCUGACACCUGCUAUGGACUUCCGAGCAGUGUCCCCUUGUUGGACUCGGUGGUGGGUGGGGAGCCCUGGAGAUGAAAUAAAAGACAAAAUACACAUGGAUUCAACCAAAAACAUUUCUCCCACCCCAAUUCCCAACAAGUCCCAGACAGGAGAAGCAGGUGCAACUCCUGGCCUGGGCAAAAGAAAGAAGGGCCUUUCGGGCGAAGAUGCUGACAAUGUCAGCAUCUGGGACAUACCCAAGAGAACAUCAUUGGGGUGGUCACCAUUUUUGGUGAUCUCCCCAAAAGAUGAAAAACAAGACACAAAUUUAACCACACUAAGCGUCUUCAAAAUUCACAAAUCACUAAAACAAAAACAUUUCCCUAUUCACAAGCCAAAAUACAUUUAAAAAACUAGGAUCCACGGACCUCCUGAUACAAGUCAGUUCCAGCAUUGAAUCAGGCAAACUGUUGGCCUGCACCUCGUUUGGUGGCAUCCCUGUAUGUGUUCAGCCUCACAGGAGUCUGAACACAUCCAAGGGUGUCAUCAAAAGCCGAGAGCUCUGCGGCUGUACCGAAGAAGAAAUGGUUCAGGAGGUCGAUGGAAUUGUCCAUGCUCGUCGUAUCAAAAUACGGCGGGAUGGCAAGGAAAUCUGUACCAACACGUGGAUCCUUACCUUCAACACACCCACACCACCAACAAAAUUAGACAUUGCAUACUUAGAACUCGAAGUUAGACCAUAUAUACCGAAGCCGAUGCGCUGUUUCAACUGUCAGCGCUUCGGACACACACUGCUACGCUGUCGCCGUGGUGCAGCGUGUCCUCGCUGCGGCAAGGAGGGACACUCUGGGGAGACCUGCUCUGCAGAUCCCUGGUGUCCAAAUUGUCGACAGGGGGGUCACUCUGCAUCUUCGACGGAGUGUCCGAAGUGGUGUCAGGAGAAAGCCAUCCUCACACAUAGGGCCCAGUACGGCGGAACGUUCGCUCAAGCAAGAGCAACGCUAUACCCAAAAGGAUCGACGCCGAAGAAUACAACAAAAACAUAUUCAGAAGUCCUGAAGACUGUCCCAGGGUCAGUAAACCCAACCCGAAAGGUCCUUCAGACAAAUAGAAAGCAGAACACCUGCAAAAAACACUCCAGUCUGGAGACGGAGGAGGACAUGGAGUCCACUUCCUCCACUCCUAUCUCCCCCUCUCUCCAUCCGCCAUCUCCCCACACCCCCUCUUCAUCACCACCCUCUCAGCCAUCUUCUUCAUCCUCACCCUCUUCAUCAUCCUCACCCUCAUUCUCAUCAUCACCCCCAUCAUCUUCACCCACAACCUCCUCCCCAUCAUCAUCCUCACACAAAUCACCACAUCCUACACCCUCAUUGCUUCAACCUCCAUCCCAUCAUCCUUCAUCCAAUAAAGCCCCUCCACCCACUCCCCGCACCCGCUCCCCCUCCUCUACCCACAUCCAGGACUCCGGUCCUCCUCCCCCUCCACACUCUCCCUCAAAAAAGGCUGCAGUCCACCAUGACCGCUGCAAAACAAAACAAAGACAAAGGUCACCAACGACCCAAAAAAAAUGUAUCGAACCCGUGCCCUCAAAAUAAAUUAAAAUGGCAGUUCUUCAGUGGAACAUUCACGGUUUGCGUGCAAACCAGGCAGAACUCUCUUAUCUUUUGACCUCACACACCCCAAAUGUAAUCUGUCUACAAGAAACUAAAUUGCCAACACCCACAUUCACAUUAAAAAACUAUCAAACUUACAACCAAAUAUACACCGACAACCAAAUCGCCUCUGGGGGCAACUCCAUUUUAAUAAAUAACCAAACACUACACAGACAAAUACAACUAAACACAACACUUCAAGCAGUUACGGUCAGGGUCACCCUACACCGUCCUAUAACUAUCUGUUCAAUAUACAUCCCUCCAAAUUAUCCUCUAUCUUUAAGAGAACUAAUAAACCUCAGAGACCAGCUCCCACAACCCUUCAUCAUGUUGGGAGAUUUUAAUGCCCAUAGCCCUCUUUGGGGAAAUGAACCAACUGAUACUAAAGGUAAAAUCAUAGAAGAUUUCUUAAUAAAAACCAAUACUAGUAUUUUUAACGACAAUUCCCCAACAUUUCAAAAUUCAAAUAACCUAAACUUUUCAUCCAUAGAUUUAACCCUUUGUGAUCCUGACCUAAUUCCAGACUUUCAGUGGUCGGUCCUGGACGACCCACACGGAUCGGACCACUUCCCCAUCAACCUAAUUCCAGAUAUUCCACACCCGAACUCCUAUCCCAGACCGUUUCAAUCUUAAAAGAGCGGACUGGGAUGGGUUUCACAUGGAGUGUCUGAAGAAACUCAAUCCAUCUCAAACACAAACACAUACUUUUGAACGAUUUCAUGAAACCCUUCUCGAGAUCGUUCAAAAACACAUACCAAAAUUAUCCACCAAACCCCGAAAAAAUAAAUGUUGGUUCACUGAAGACUGCCAAAAAGCUGUUGCGGCCAAAAAAUCAGCUCUCAGGAAGUUCGUCAACUCUAAAACUAACGAAGACCUCAUUAAUUUCAAAAUUGCGCGAGCCCAAGCACGCAGAAAAAUCAGAACAGCCAAGAAAAUAUCUUUUCGAAAUUAUGUCUAAAAAAUCAACAACACACCAAUGCACAAAGUCUGGAAGAUGAUAAAGAAAUUAAAAGGUACUAAAAAAGACACAAUCAAACACAUCCUUAAACCGAAUAACUCCUUCGUAGAAACCGAAAAAACAGUUGCUGACUGUAUAGCAUCAACUCUCUCCGGAAAUUCCUCUACCCACAAUUACAACCCUGAAUUCAAAAAAGUAAAAAUGUCUUCUGAAAAGACAACUGUUGAUUUUACCUCUUCAAAUGAAGAACACUAUAAUUGCAGCUUUUCUCUUAACGAAUUAAAAUGUAAUAUUGCAGAACUAUCAAACACAGCUCCAGGCCCUGAUCAAAUACACAACGAAAUCAUCAAACGUCUUCCAGACGAAACACUCCUAUUACUCCUUGAUAUUUACAAUGAACUCUGGCAUUCUCAACAAUUUCCGAACAGUUGGCGUCUUGCCACUGUUAUACCAAUCCCAAAA